Penicillium hordei is the source of this 1935-nucleotide messenger RNA. Its product is annotated as FabD/lysophospholipase-like protein. The record is from RefSeq and is a predicted model, not a curated record. Gene Ontology annotation, molecular function: ADP binding. NCBI's taxonomy places the organism in Eukaryota, Fungi, Ascomycota, Eurotiomycetes, Eurotiales, Aspergillaceae. Gene Ontology annotation, biological process: arachidonate metabolic process. The transcript is spliced from 11 exons. Gene Ontology annotation, cellular component: membrane. The coding region runs from base 1 to 1935 and encodes 644 amino acids.
AUGGAGCAAGAGACUACACGCAAGCACGGCGGCGAGCCGAACCUAGUUGACACUACCGGACUAUGCCUGCUGUCCCUGGAUGCUGGCGGUGUGCGCGGGCUGUCGACUCUGUACAUUCUGAAAGGGCUGAUGGACCGACUGAAUCAGGCACGCCCCGAGGGUUCACCAGCAAAGAAGCCCUGCGAGGUGUUUGACCUGAUUGGCGGCACCAGUACAGGCGGAUUGAUUGCGAUUAUAUUAGGUCGAUUGGAGAUGGAUGUCGAUGAGUGCAUCAUGGCAUAUAUCAAGUUAAUGAAACGGACUUUUGGUGAGCCCUCGAAAUGGGGCCUAUCCAGUCUUUUUGGCAAGAUUAAGCCCCGAUUCGAUGCCAACAAGCUCGAAGGUGCAAUCAACGAAGUCAUCAACAACUGCGGAGCUAAGCCGACCGAUUUAUUCAAUGAUCAAGCUGACCGGAGUUGCCGGGUAUUCGUUUGCAGCAUCACGCAGGAGACCAAGGAUAUUGCCGCCCGCGCAACCUCCGCCGCCACUACCUGCUUCGAGCCGAUGUCGAUCGAAGCACGCAGAUUCGCGGAUGGAGGGCUCGGGGCCAACAACCCUAUAGAUGAGGUGGAAGGCGAAGCGUCUGGUAUUUGGUGUGAGGACAUAGGCGACCUAAAGCCACAAGUGAAGUGCUUCAUCUCGAUCGGUACCGGCAAUCCCGGGAAGAAGGCAAUGGAGGACAAUCUGUUGAAGUUUGUUUCGAAAACCCUGCCAGAACUCGCCACGCAAGCUGAGCAUACAGAGAAGCGAUUCAUCGCUAAAUGGCGGACGUCAGGCUGGCGGAAUAACAGGAUCAAGGCUCGAUUGAGUCAGCGACAGAGGGGUGCAACCAACCUUAAUUUUACUAAAGCGAUUCGGCGGUAUCAAGAGACACUAGCACUUCUGGAACAAUGGCAGGGCCGUGCUCGGUGUGACCUGAUACAGAAACUGGAACGCAAGUCUGGUACCACGAGAAAAAUUGCAAUCGAGGGCCUCGGUGGUGUGGGCAAGACCCAGCUAGUGCUUGAGCUAGCCCACCGCAUGCGAGAACAGUGCGCGGUCUAUUGGAUUCCAGUCAACAGCCUGACCAACCUACAGACAGCAUAUCAUAAGGUGGCUCAGAACCUUCGCCUCUCUGGGUGUGAAGAGAUUGGUGUUGAUAUCCUGGAACUAGUGCAAAUAUACCCCAGUGAUGAGACUAUUGGCCCAUGGCUGCUAGUAUUGGAUAGUGCCGAUGAUAUAGAUUUGUGGACAUCUCCACUCAUAUCUGAGGUAGGAGCUAAGCGGCUGAUUGAUUACAUGCCCCGAAGCAGGCUUGGGGCGAUCAUAUGGACCACACGCGACCGCAAGGUGGCCACGAGAGUUGCUCAAGAGAAUGUAGUGACUGUGCAGCAAAUGGACGAGUCUGGAGCUUCAAAGAUGAUGCGGAACUAUUUGAUUAAUCCUAUCGAAAACGAAGAACACUUGUUACCAGGCUUGCUGCGGAAGCUCACCUAUCUUCCACUAGCCAUUGUUCAGGCCGCAGCGUAUAUCAAUGCGACCCAUGAUACCCAGGGAUCACUCACGGAGUAUGAAGAACUCUUGUCCAAGCAGGAUGAUGAGGUGAUUGCGCGCUUGAGUGAAGAUUUUGGAGACUACGGCAGAUAUCCAGGCAUGGAGAAUGCAGUGACAAAGACAUGGCUCAUCUCAUUUGAGCAGAUCCGUCGCCGCAGUUCUCUUGCGAUUGAAUAUCUAGGAUUCAUGGCCUGUGUGGACCCCAAAGACAUUCCUCGGUCGCUGCUACAGCCUUCCGAGAUGUCAUCAUCUAAUCAGCAGAAAGAUGCGAUCGGUAUCCUUAACGCGUUCUCAUUUAUUACUGAACAUAAGGGCGGAUUGGCUUUUAAUAUACAUCGUCUGCUUGCCACAAACAAGCGGUAG